Molecule: messenger RNA, 264 nt
Organism: Aureococcus anophagefferens
Lineage: Eukaryota; Pelagophyceae; Pelagomonadales; Pelagomonadaceae
Exons: 2
Biological process (GO): C-terminal protein lipidation; autophagosome assembly; autophagy of mitochondrion
Cellular component (GO): Atg12-Atg5-Atg16 complex; phagophore assembly site membrane; cytoplasm
Source: RefSeq, a predicted model, not a curated record
CCGCCGAAGCCGAGCAAAAUAAAGCUGCAUUUCAAGGCCGUGGGCAACGCGCCGAUCAUGCGGAAGAUGAAAUUUCACAUCAGCGGCGACGAGCCGUUCCGAUCCGUGCAUCGAUUCCUGCGGGACCGGCGCGGCGCCGGCCUCUUCCUCUACUGCGACAGCGCGUUCACGCCGAGCCCCGUGGAGCCGCUGGACCACCUGUUCCGGUGCUUCGGCGCGGGCGGCGAGCUCGUCGUGAACUACGCGACGACCGGCGCGUACGGU